Molecule: messenger RNA, 579 nt
Organism: Cariama cristata (Red-legged seriema)
Lineage: Eukaryota; Metazoa; Chordata; Aves; Cariamiformes; Cariamidae
Gene: TMEM9
Product: transmembrane protein 9
Exons: 5
Coding region: 1-579 (192 amino acids)
Cellular component (GO): lysosomal membrane
Source: RefSeq, a predicted model, not a curated record
AUGAUGUUUGCCCAGUGUACCUGGAAGUUUGCGAGCUCCGUGCUGAUGAUCAUGCUGCUGUGUUGCAUCCUUUCGCCUCCAGCACAAGCCAUCAAGAGCUCGGAGGACAUCCGCUGCAAGUGCAUCUGUCCCCCGUACCGGAACAUCAGUGGGCACAUUUACAACAAGAAUGUGUCGCAGAAGGACUGCAACUGCUUGCAUGUUGUGGAGCCAAUGCCGGUGCCAGGGAACGAUGUGGAGGCCUACUGCCUGUUGUGUGAAUGCAAGUACGAGGAGCGCAGCACCACCACCAUCAAGGUGAUCAUCAUCAUUUACUUGUCCGUCGUGGGGGCACUGCUGCUUUACAUGGCUUUCCUUGUGCUGGUGGACCCUCUGAUCCGGAAGCCAGAAGCUUAUACCCAGCCUCUGCACAACGAGGAGGAGAACGAGGAUGCUCGCUCCUUGGCUGCAGCCCCCACCCCAUCUGGUGCUAGAGCCAACACGGUGCUGGAGAGGGUGGAGGGGGCCCAGCAGCGCUGGAAGCGCCAGGUGCAGGAGCAGAGGAAGACAGUUUUCGACCGCCACAAGAUGCUGAGCUAG